Messenger RNA from Sphaeramia orbicularis (orbiculate cardinalfish), 568 nucleotides. RefSeq names its product gamma-crystallin M3-like. Gene Ontology annotation, biological process: lens development in camera-type eye; visual perception. NCBI's taxonomy places the organism in Eukaryota, Metazoa, Chordata, Actinopteri, Kurtiformes, Apogonidae. The transcript has 3 exons. The coding region runs from base 20 to 568 and encodes 182 amino acids. The record is from RefSeq and is a predicted model, not a curated record. Gene Ontology annotation, molecular function: structural constituent of eye lens.
CAGCAGCUCACCUCCAACUAUGACCACCACCGAUAUGAGCAUGGGCAAGAUCAUCUUCUACGAGGACAGGAACUUCCAGGGUCGCUCCUAUGAGUGCAUGAGCGACUGCUCUGACAUGUCCUCCUACCUGAGCAGGUGCCACUCCUGCAGGGUGGAAAGCGGCUGCUUCAUGGUCUACGACCGCACUAACUACAUGGGAAAUCAGUACUUUGUCAGGAGGGGCGAGUACGCUGACUACCAGCGUAUGGGUAUGAGUGACUGUAUCAGGUCCUGCCGUAUGAUCCCCAUGCACAGAGGUCAGUUCAGGAUGAGGAUCUACGAGAGGGAGAACUUCGGUGGUAUGAUGCAUGAGCUGAUGGACGACUGCGACAACAUGAUGGACCGUUACCGCAUGUCUGACUGCAUGUCCUGCCACGUCAUGGACGGCCACUGGCUGAUGUACGAGCAGGCCCACUACAGAGGCAGGAUGAUGUACAUGAGGCCUGGAGAGUACAGGAGCUUCAGGGACAUGGGCUACAGCGGCAUGAGGUGGAUGAGCAUGAGGCGUAUCAUGGAUUCCUGUUAUUAG